Messenger RNA from Cyclocybe aegerita, 699 nucleotides. NCBI's taxonomy places the organism in Eukaryota, Fungi, Basidiomycota, Agaricomycetes, Agaricales, Hemipholiotaceae. The record is from the annotation of a GenBank genome assembly.
AUGAUGCCGAGGAAGAUAACUCUCCUCGUCAUAAACCCCAACUCUUCCGAGUCUGUCACAGACGGUCUUCAAGACGUCCUUGUACCACCACCUGGCGUGGUCCUCGAGUUCUACACCGGUCCGGGGAACGCACCGGCACAAAUCAUGGAUACGACCACUGGUGUCCUCAGUGCCGCAAGAUGCUUCGAAGACAUGGUAUCUGAACACCUCGUCGAGAAAUAUGAUGGUUUUCUUGUCUGCUGCUUCUCUGACCAUCCACUAACACACCUGCUCCGCGAGAACACCAGGAAAUCGGUAGUAAAUAUCCUCGAAGCUGCCAUUACUCAGUCACUCUUGAUUGGAGAGCGAUUUGGCAUUAUCACCACUGGCUUCGGGUAUAAAUACAUCUAUCACAAGGAUGUACGUAAUUUUUUCGGCGCGACGUCAGAACGUUUUGCGGGGCUAGUAACAACUGGGCUGGAGGUUUUGGAACUGAGAGAAGGAGAUCGUGUUCACGUCGAAAGUCUGAUCAAGGAAGGAGCGGCCAGCAUUGCGGCCAAGGGAGCUGAUGUUAUCAUUCUUGGUUGCGCAGGAAUGGCAGGAAUGGAAGAAGUCGUUAAACAGGGAGUGGUAGAAGCAGGUCUGCCACCUGUCCGAAUAGUUGAUGGAGCUAAAGCUGGAGUGCAAAUCCUGGCAGGUUUAGCAAGGUUAGAAACUUGA